AUGUCCAUUUCAAGCAUUAAGCGAUUAGCACCACAGACGACUUCUUUGUUUGUUUGUGAUAUUCAAGAACGUUUUAAAGGCCUUAUUUGGCAGUAUCCUUCUGUUAUUUCUGUUGCUGGGAAAAUGAUAAAAGCAAGCAAACUCUUGGACAUACCUGUUGUCGUCACUGAACAGUAUCCCAAAGCAUUUGGAAAAACGGUGUCCGAAUUAGAUAUAUCUGAUGCAGCCAUUUGUCUCGAAAAGACAAAGUUUAGCAUGUAUGUACCUAAAGUAGCUGAUUUCUUAAAGGAGAACAAUACAAAAUCGGUUAUUUUGUUAGGCAUCGAGAGCCAUGUCUGUGUACUUCAAACUGCUCUUGAAUUGCUUGAGAAUAACUAUGACGUUCAUGUUUUGGCUGAUGGUGUCUCAUCACAAAACUACCCCGAGAUAGACAUUGCUAUUGCUCGCAUGAGAUCUGCUGGUGCCACAAUUACUACAUCAGAAUCCAUUCUCUUCCAAUUACUCCAAGAUGCCAAACACGAUAAAUUCAAGGGCAUUAGUGCUUUGAUUAAGGAAUACAUGGAAGCUACCAAAGUGAAUAAGCUCUUAUACAGAUCUUCCUCCAACCUUUAA
Molecule: messenger RNA, 612 nt
Organism: Rhizopus microsporus ATCC 52813
Lineage: Eukaryota; Fungi; Mucoromycota; Mucoromycetes; Mucorales; Rhizopodaceae
Product: Isochorismatase hydrolase
Exons: 5
Coding region: 1-612 (203 amino acids)
Source: RefSeq, a predicted model, not a curated record